Biomphalaria glabrata is the source of this 3430-nucleotide messenger RNA. Its product is annotated as cysteine protease ATG4B-like. Gene Ontology annotation, molecular function: protein-phosphatidylethanolamide deconjugating activity. The transcript is spliced from 12 exons. Lineage: Eukaryota; Metazoa; Mollusca; Gastropoda; Planorbidae. The record is from RefSeq and is a predicted model, not a curated record. The coding region runs from base 66 to 1334 and encodes 422 amino acids.
CAUCGAAAAGGAAACAGCUGCAGGUCGACGCAUGCUCAGUAACAAUGUUUUGAUUCCUUCAGGAAAUGGAGUACGAGAGUUCUCUUGGACUUGUGAAUUUUAGCACUUUUACAUAUGAAAGUGGUCCCCUGGAAUUUGAGGAUUUUCCAAUAACAAAAGGCCCUGCCUACAUACUUGGACAGAAGUACAAUACCCGUGAAGAAAGAGAUGAUUUGAAACAUGAUAUCAAGUCUAGACUCUGGAUAACUUACAGGAGAGGCUUCCCAAAUAUAGGAGGCACUGGUCCAUCAUCUGAUCAAGGCUGGGGUUGUAUGCUGCGAUGUGGACAGAUGAUGUUGGCACAUACGUUGAUACUUCGACAUCUUGGACGAGGUUGGAGGUGGAAGCCUUAUGAUGUCCAAGAUGACAAGUACUGGAAAAUAUUGAAAAUGUUUGAAGAUAAGAAGUGUGCCAUCUAUUCCAUUCAUCAGAUAGCUUCUAUGGGGGAAGCUGAAGGGAAAGCCAUUGGUCAGUGGUUUGGACCCAACACAAUAGCUCAAGUGUUAAAACGUAUAUCUGUGUAUGACAACUGGAGUGACCUGGCCAUUCAUGUAGCUUUAGAUAAUGUUGUAAUAUUAGAUGAAAUACGUUCUUUAUGCAAGACCUCAGCCAAGCCUAGCACAUCUCAGCAGCCCAGUGAGGAGGGUUUAGACUUAGGAAACAAUAUUCACUUCUCUGACUUUGUCAACGCUGACCCCAGUCAUAAAGCUGGUCCACCCAAGCCAGGUCCAGUCGUCGCCUGGAAACCUUUAUUGUUGAUCAUUCCUCUGCGCCUUGGAUUGACUGACAUUAAUCCAAUCUAUUUUGAGUCUUUAAAAAAAUGUUUCACUCUUCGUCAAUCUGUUGGUAUCAUUGGAGGCAAACCUAAUCAUGCUCACUGGUUUAUUGGCUACGCAGACGAUGAACUUUACUACCUUGACCCUCACACAAACCAGAAUGUUGUCGAUCUGGAGGAUAGGGAACGUCAGGCAGUGGAUGUCAGUUACCAUUGUAGCACCCCUCCCUCUAGGAUGAUUUUCUCUAAACUUGAUCCAUCUAUUGCCCUGGGGUUCUACUGCAAGGAUGAAGAAGACUUUAACAAUUGGUGUCAAGUUUUUAGUAGUCCAGUUCAAGGUUUUCGACCAAUGUUUGAGCUGCGUAAAGAGGCACCUACGGCUUGGUCUUAUGAGGAGGUGGUGGCUCCAGUGAAAAAAGCCAAAAAGCCCCCACAGACAACACCUUUUUCAGACCUUUUCUGUGAUGAGGUCUCUUCAACUGGAAGUAAUAAUGAUGAGGAAGAGUUUGAGUUUCUAUGACCUACUGACCUGAACGUACCCACCGAGCUUUCAUCUGUCAAUGUCACAGCAGUGUGCCUGUAGGAAAAUAUGACAGACCUUUGCAACUUUUUUUAUUUUGAUUUCUUGAUUUGUCCAGACCUGGGUUUAAUAUUUGACCAAAAAUAGAAUGAAACUUGCUCUAUGUGUUUGUGUCUUGUACAGUUUUAAGGCUUUUGGAAGUGAGAAUGAAUCAUUCAGAACAAGCAUUUACUGAAGUCAUAAAUUGCGUAUGUCCUAUUACACAGGGUGGCCCAAAAGUAGGUUUACAGUUAUCACGCAGACUAAUUGAAAAUUUGACACUAGAACAGAGGGGAAUUUGGUUAGACCUGUUAAGAUAUAUAUAAACAAAUGAAUCUCUCAGAUGCUGAAAAUGUCCUCCUUCAUCAUUGCAACAUACUUCCAAUCUCUCUAGACUUUGGCACUCAGGGCGGCACUGUAAACCUACUCUUGGGCCACCCUGUAUGUGUAUCAAGUGGUGCUCUAUGUGAUAGCGUGUAGUGUGUGUGUGUGGAGGUAGGUUAUGAGAUGUGUAUAAAAUGAGACCUAUGUGAUAAUGUGUCCAGGCUUUGAGGGAAGGAUUGUGUGGCUAAAUGUUUUUACUUUGUUCAUUCUGCUUCUGUUUUGAUGAUCAACAGACUAUAAUAAUAUCUGUGCAAUAAAUCAGUGGCCUAUACUGGUUGGACUUUGAUGCUGAUAAGUCUUGUCUAAGCAAUAGUCCUAAGGUCACUGGCAUUUUAGGGUAAUUUGAUUCUGACCAUAAAGACAUGUCAGAUCAUUUACCGAAACAUAUACAGUACAAUGAUGACAUGAUCCUCAACUGCCAUAAUAUAAACCAAGUCUUUAUUAGUAAAAUUAUUAGAACCUAAGAAUUUUUUUAUAUUUAUUUAUUGCUGCAGUGGUUCUUAUCUGGUGAUGGUCAGAUGCAUAGCAACCAAGGCACUAAUAGGUUCAUUGCACCCAGAACUAUAACUAAUGUGGACCCACAGGGACUAUUGAAAUAGAGACUUGUUUCUUUAAAUAAAGAUGUAGAAGCUUUGAGAUUUUAUAAGAACACUUUGAAGAUUUAAUUUAUGAAAUAUAAUGAUGCAUAUAAGAUAUUGUGUUUUUUUUUGUCAUCUCAACCUUAUAGUUUCUUGGAAAGGGGCACUAUUCUUGAACACAGGCCUAUUGGUACUUGCUACUGUGGGUGAUUUAUUUUAACAACAUAGACUUCGCUUGUAGUUUUUGAAAAACAUUGCAAGCAUUAUGUUGUUGACUAUAAAUGCCACCAGUUUAGAAUCAUUAAAUUGUUAAUAUAUUUUGUGUAACUUUUUUUUUUCUUACUUGAUGGAGAUUUAGCCAGUUUGGACAAGUUGAUUCCAAUACCUUGUCAAUAAUAGUGCUAGAAAAUAAAAUUUCAUCACAAUUUUUAAAUCCUAAGGAAAUUUAUAUAUAUAUUGGCAAACAUUUUUUUUUCAUACCAAUGUUUUCGGUGUUGAGUUGUUCAGUACCCCUUUACCCCACAAUAACAAAAAGGGAUGCAUCCUUUAAGGGUUUAAACAAUUAUAAAUUUAGAACCAAAAUCAAAAGUGCAAUUGUUUUUUUUUUUACUUCUAAACACUUCCCUGUCCCAUUCUUAAAUUUACUUCUAUUUAACUGAGGAAAAAAAGAAACUGCUUCUGAAUAAAAAUUGAGACUAGUGUUACAGUUCAGCUGAAACACUAACUAUAGGGUCGGAGUUAUUUCACUUUGUUAAAAUUUGAACUUCUAUCUUGAAGUUGAUAAAUUUUGUGUGUGAUUAGUUACAUAUUGUACAAAAACAAAAUGUUAACCUUUGUUGAACUCUUUUUGCCAUUUUGUAUCAAUUUAUGUCUUGGAAAGUUGGCACCUAGCUAGCCUGAAAGUUAAGACUAAUAGAAUUUAUACAAGUAACACAUGUGCUUUUGUACAUUUAUGUGACUAGCUGGUGUUACUUGUCUUGUGUGAUUGAUAGUGGGAACAAUACUCAUAGCAUGAAUGUGGAAUGGUUGCUUGAAGUGUGGAUGCGUAUUAGAUGUUCUUUUGUGUCUAAGAUAUAAUAAAAGAUACUAAAACAA